Messenger RNA from Monomorium pharaonis (pharaoh ant), 673 nucleotides. Its product is annotated as histone H2A. The record is from RefSeq and is a predicted model, not a curated record. The transcript has a single exon. Gene Ontology annotation, cellular component: nucleosome. The coding region runs from base 238 to 612 and encodes 124 amino acids. NCBI's taxonomy places the organism in Eukaryota, Metazoa, Arthropoda, Insecta, Hymenoptera, Formicidae. Gene Ontology annotation, molecular function: DNA binding; structural constituent of chromatin; protein heterodimerization activity.
AUUUUACUUUAAAUAACGGCAAUGAGAAUUGAAAGUUUCAAGAUUUAUAUUCAAACAAACGUACGACUAACCGUCGAACGGUGUCCAGCCAAUGGCAGCUUCGCUCGCACACUAUUGGCUAAACGACUACUGACGCAAACGUGAUAAAUAUGGCUGCACACGGCGCUCGCAACGGAAAUCGUUCUCGACCGUUGUACUGUGCGUUUCGUGCGUAGUUGCGUACUCGAUCAGAUCAAGAUGUCUGGACGUGGCAAAGGAGGCAAGAUUAAGGGUAAGGCGAAGAGUCGCUCCAACCGAGCUGGGUUGCAAUUUCCCGUGGGUCGUAUCCAUCGGUUGCUAAGAAAGGGCAACUACGCCGAGCGCGUUGGAGCUGGUGCACCGGUUUAUCUGGCCGCCGUGAUGGAGUACCUUGCCGCCGAAGUAUUGGAGUUGGCCGGCAACGCGGCUCGUGAUAACAAGAAAACCAGAAUCAUUCCGAGACACCUGCAGCUCGCCAUCCGUAAUGACGAGGAACUGAAUAAGUUGCUUUCUGGCGUAACUAUCGCUCAAGGUGGUGUAUUGCCCAACAUUCAGGCAGUGCUAUUACCGAAAAAGACAGAGAAGAAAGCGUAAUCAUAUAAAUCGAGAGAGACAACAACCUUUGGUUUGCAGUAAACAAAUGGCCCUUUUCAGG